This is a messenger RNA of Drosophila novamexicana, 1529 nucleotides long. RefSeq names its product programmed cell death protein 2-like (gene trus). NCBI's taxonomy places the organism in Eukaryota, Metazoa, Arthropoda, Insecta, Diptera, Drosophilidae. The record is from RefSeq and is a predicted model, not a curated record. The transcript has 3 exons. Gene Ontology annotation, cellular component: cytoplasm. Bases 65 to 1510 code for a protein of 481 amino acids.
UAAGGUCGCUGCGAGGGGUAACCUUUUUUUGUGUCCAGCUGAAAACGAUUUAAAACAUGAAAAAAUGGCAAAGAAUAAAUCAACGGUGUAUUUAGGCUACGAUGAUGAAGAAAUUACGGCCAAGCAGGCUGCAUUACUCAAUAGCUGCACAAAUAAAAUAGGUGGAGAACCCAAUUGGCCGCGACAUGAAGUUACCGUGCCCGCCUGCCCACUGUGCGGCAUGGUACGUCCUUUGAUUGUCCAGAUGUAUGCGCCCCUGGACCGUUCGCAAUUUCAUCGCAAUCUCUAUGUAUUUGCCUGCGUGAGCCCAGCUUGUUCGCAGAACCAGAAGAGUUGGGUGUGCGUGCGCACUCAGCAUUUGGAUAAUCAGUUUGAUGUCAUCAGCGAGCAGUCGCCCAAGUUGGUCAGCAAGCUGAACAAGAAGAAGAACAAGUCAAGUGCCUCGCCAAAGGUGAACUGGUGUAGCGGAGCUGAUGACUGGGGCUGGGGCGAGCCGGAAAUCGUGGACGAGGCCAUGGAUCAGACGGCGGAUGAUGAGCAGAACGAGCGCAAUGGCAAUGUUAGGCCAAGUGCCUUGCAAUAUGAGAAGGCCGAUGAUGACAUCGAGAUCUCAGGAACUGGGGCGCACGAUGCAGCCAAGUUGGGCGAUGAUGAUGAUGACGAUGAGAGUACCUCUCUUGAAAAUGAUUUGGUCUGCGGGUUUGGUCAAAUUGAUAUGAACUCACCAGAGAAAGCUGGCGAGGAUCCGAAUGCCAAUUGUGCUGCUGCAAUUGUGGCUACAGCGAGUGGCGAUGUAGCCGGCGCAGGUGCCACGGCAUUGAUAUGCGCGGAAAUCGAGGGACCCGAAACGGAUGUUGUGCUAGUUGAUACACCAAAGAAACCGGAGCGAGAUCUUAUUGCGCUGCUGAAGCAUACCUCGUUGCCGGCCACGCUGGGACCGCUGUCCCAGAUCAAGGACCUCACGCUAAAGCCCAUUUACAUUGCUGUGGAUGUGGAGACCAAUGCGAAGCAGGAGGAGUAUGAGAACUAUGGUGGUCUACUUUCAAUGGAUCACAUACGCGAUUUAUAUCAAGAGUACAAGCUGCAGGAUGAGAAUCCAGCGCGUUCGCCAAUUGCCGACGCCGCAUCAGUUGCGGGCGGCAGUGAGGCGUGCGAAGAGCAGGAGGCGUACGAGAAGGCGCUGCCCGCCCAUGGUGAUGUGGUGUUUCACAAUUUUAUCACAACUAUACAACAAAAUCCAGGCCAGAUAUUGAGAUAUUCCCGUGAUGCAUAUCCACUGUUGGUGGCACCGCUUAACGAGCCGCUGCCAAAGUGUCAAAACUGCAAGGGUGAAACCAUAUGUGAGGUGCAGCUGCUGCCCACGCUAAUCCCAAAGCUGCGAUUCCAACUGAAUUCCUGCAAUGCGCCAAUCGAAUAUGGCAAUGUGUUAGUUUUUACUUGCCUCAAGAGCUGCUGGGAUACGCCCGAUCAGAUGCGCUAUGAGCACGUAGUGGUGCAGUCCGAAACAUAGAUCAAUUACGCAGCCAGUC